This is a messenger RNA of Micropterus salmoides (largemouth bass), 2148 nucleotides long. RefSeq names its product interleukin 17a/f1 (gene il17a/f1). The transcript has 3 exons. Bases 524 to 1021 code for a protein of 165 amino acids. Lineage: Eukaryota; Metazoa; Chordata; Actinopteri; Centrarchiformes; Centrarchidae. The record is from RefSeq and is a predicted model, not a curated record. Gene Ontology annotation, biological process: inflammatory response. Gene Ontology annotation, cellular component: extracellular region. Gene Ontology annotation, molecular function: cytokine activity.
GUACAUUCAAAUAAGGUGAAGUUUUAAAGUGCAAGACUUAACGAUGCCGCUGACAAGUUGACCUAGAAAUUCUGCUGCAACGUUUUUUAUGGGCAGAAUAAUUUUACCUCGACGUCAACUGUGAAAGUGGGUCGACCUCCAGCGUCGUCAUGCAGUCUGGUCUGUGUGGUUUAGAGAGGCGGAUCAAAGACACAUGGUGACAUCAUCAGAGGAAGUCCAAGACAGCAGCGCUGACGCUCUGAUCAGGAUAAAAGUCAGAGCUUAACCCCGACGUCCAGCACAGCACCUGCACACAGGAAGAAGAAGAAGACCACCUAAAAACUGCACAAACACCCGCGGAGCUUCAGUCAAGUCAGCACGACAGCAUCGAGUACCAUCGGACCUCCAGGUUACAGCUUCUGACCUGAACCUCCAGCGGACACCGAGGACCCUGAGGAGUUGGACAGAGUGACACCCGCAAAAAGACAAAAACCCAGAUCUAAUUAAGGACAACGAGGACACUCAAAGAGUCCAAACCGUCGUCAUGUUCCCAGAAUCAAACUCCUCCAAAGUGACGGCCGCCUGUGUGGCGAUGAUGAUAAUGAUGAUGGUGAUGACCAAUGAGGCAGCAGUGGUGCCGAAACACUCGGCGAAGACACAGAAGUCCUCUGACGGUGCGGCGGUAGAAACGGUCCCCCUGCAGCUUGACACCAACGCUUUGGCUCCUACCAGAAACAUCAGGCCACUGGAGAACGCCUCCAUCUCCCCGUGGGCGUACAACGUCUCCCACGACGACUCUAUGUUCCCUCCCAUAUUGUCGGAGGCUCGUUGUUUGCUGCGCGGCUGUCUGGACUCGGAGGGCCUGGAGGACCUGAGCCUAGAGUCCAGACCCAUCAUGCACCAGGUGUUGUUGCUGCGUCGGGUCAGGUCAGCCGCGUCGGCAGGGUCGGGGGUGGGACAUAGCUACCACUACCGGCUGGAGUCCCGCCUCAUCGCUGUGGGCUGCACCUGUGUACGACCCGUCAUCCAACACCAACAAUGAAGACCAGCAGAGACCAGAACAGCUGCUUGGUCAGUCUGGCUUAAACAGACGCUUCUGUACGGAAGACCAGUGCCGCUGAGUCGAAACUAUUACUUGUUGUUUUCUUAUUAUGCAUUAAUAUAUCAAAUUAGGAAAAUCACAGAGUUAAAACGCAUCGAGUUAAUUAUUAGGACUGAGUGUGUCAGUUUUAAUAUAUAAUUAUCAUAACGUACUUAUAAUAACAGAAAAGAAGUUACUAUGGUUUUCAACAGAUUGUAGAAGUUUUGUAAAAAAAUAAAUUUAAAAAAAGCAUAAAUCAGAGUGGAAGAUAUAAAUAAAUAAGAUUAAAUAAAUAAUGCAGAUUAAUGCAUUCUGCACCAGGAGUUUAUUUUGGAGGAGAGAAAGAAUUGACGUGAAUGUGACUUAAGGAAGAGUAUUUAAUUUAACGCGUAUGACAAUAAAUUGAUGUGAUGUGGGAGAUAAUUUGCAUUUAACGGAAACUAAUAUUGUUUUUUUAAUAUAUUGAACCUAAAUGUAAAAUAUACUGAUAUCCAGAGAAUAACAGGGCGGAGAGUAAUAAAAGGACCAAGUACAUAUUUCUCAUAAUUAUGUCUCACACUUAUUUCUUAGUAUCUAAAGGUGAAUCGUGAUUUUAAGAGUCUCAUCAUACAAAAAUGUGACUUUGCAUAAGUUAGUUAGUAAUUAGACUUAACAAUCAUCCUACAACUUUUUUACAUUUUUAAAUCAGUUGAUUUGAUUUGAGGUGAAAGUUUUCAUCUUCUCAGUGAGUUUCAUUUUUUAUUUGUGUCGCCUACAUGCUGCUCUGUGAUCCACCUGAUGUUGAAGUAAUUCUUUUUAUUUAGUAUUUGCUUAUUAUUUAUUCCUAAUAUGUUUUUUCAAUAUUGUAUUUUUUUUGUUUUACAUUUAAAAAAUGUUGUUUAGAAAAAUAGCACACAGAGGCAUGGAGAAACUAAACAACUUUACCCUGAAGCUGAAGUUUAAAAAGAUCAUUAUCGGAUGUGUUUCACGUUUUAUUUAUGGUUUUAGAUUAUUUUUAUGUUUUGGUAUUUAUUGGUGAUGUUAUAUUAAUGUAUUUAUAGUUAAAUGGCUGAAUGUGGUGACUCAAUAAAAAAACUGAACAAUUAAAA